GUCCUCAUCUCUUCAUUUCUCCGUCUGCUCAGCUUCUGCUCCUGCUUUUCCGACACAUCCUCUUCAUUUCCCCCUGAUCCUUCUUUCUCGUUUUUGUUUUCUAUAUAUCUGCAUCUUCGACAUGCUCACGUGAAGUCCGCCAACUUGCAGAGCACUGUGGAUGCCGAGUUUAAAAAAUAAAAAACAAGGCAAAUGAUCUAUCGGGGAAUAACAGAAACAACUACGCACGUUUGCAUCUUUCGUUGAGUGCCUUGGCUUGAACGGAGCAACAGGAUGGAUCUGUCAUUCAUGGCUGCGCAGAUCCCGGUAAUGACGGGGGCCUUCAUGGACUCCUCGCCCAAUGACGACUACAGCGGCGAGCAUUCACUCUUCAACUCCUCAGCCAGUGUGCACGCCGCAGCCUCCACCGCCUCAGUACACGGCCAGCCGGACGAAUCACAGUCCAUGUCCAGUGAUGCUAUCUGGCUGUGGAUCGCCAUCAUCGCCACCAUCGGAAACAUUGUGGUGGUUGGCGUUGUCUAUGCCUGCACUUUCUGAUGAACAUAUUCUAAGAAAGACAAACACGCACACAAACACAUCCUGCUUUCUCCAGAUCUCUGGACCACCUGAGCGGAGCCUCUCUUCAUGUCUCUCUCUCUUUCUCUUUCACCCCCUGCACUUGUUUUUGGAUCGGUUUGAGCCCCUAAGGGUGUGUAAGUUGUGAUGCCAGAGAAUGACAUAUGGACUAUUAUAUUUCUUUUUCAGAGAGAAAGAUGGGACUUGGCUGCAAUCAUUGCAACCAAGCAAUUUUGGAUGCUACAACUGGAGAAGAAGCUUUUGUGUUCAACAGCUCUUCAGUUAAAAACAGAAACAUCAGUCUGUGCUCUCAACAGAGAAUCAAAGCAACGUAUUUCUUUUAGCCUAAGUUUGUUUCCAUGUUUCUCCUCAGACAACACCCUCACUUAAAAUGCAGAGAUGAGAAUGGAGAUAUUGGGCUUAAGAUUCAGGUUGAUUCAGGCCAUCUUAAACACCCUCCAGAUAGUUGCUCUGCAAUUCAGGGCAGUCCUGUUAAAUUAUGCGGCUGAGCAGAGAUACUGAAUGUUGAAACAUUUAGAAAGUGCUGGGAUUAUUUUCAUUUAGACAGCCCUGAGGCCCAGGACAUCAGAGCUCAUUUAAGGACUAAUUUGUAGAUGUGUGGACAAUAAUCGUCAGUGUAUAUACUAUCUAAACACUUUUACUGACAGGAAAUGAAGAAAACAACACAUUUAAAAUUCCAUCAUCAUCUCUAAAUGGCUAACUAUAUACAAUGAAUCAUGACUUUAUGAUAAUGGACGUAUUACCAAAAACAUAAUUUAGGGAAUAUUAGGAAAUCUAAUUGUAUUGUCAUGGUCUGUUCAGUCAUGUUUAGAUAUUAUCUACAGAUGAUAAUGAAAUACAAUUUAAAGCACAAAUUGAAUCGCAAGAAGAUGUAGCCUACUAAACUUACUCCACCUGAUCAUGUUUUGUAGUUAUUUUAAAGUACAGCUUGUAAAAGUAUUUCUUAUCAAUCAUUAUUAAUACUAACAACAGAGCAGAUCUGUAGUGAACUUUGUGAUUUGUGUAUGCUAACGUGAGUAGGGAAAGGAUGUCUCAAUUGGAAAUCAAAUGUUGUCAUGUAUCAAGCUACCCUUAUAAAUUUGUCCAGUAAAUCAAAUCAUGGCACCUUGGCAACUAAUACUCUCCUAAUUGGGAACUUUACUCUUAAAAUGUUAAUAAUUUUGAUUUUCCAAAUGUGAAUAUUAAAUUAAGUAAGCAGUACUUGUUUUUUUCUGUAACGUUAUAUUACUUCUGGGAUUUAUGAAAUGACAUCAAUAUACUUUAGAUUAAACAAUACAAACUUGUCCUGUGAACACCAUACUGUACUUGUUCAAAUGUUCAUACACUGCAAAUUACAAUACUAGCUUACUGUAUCAACUGUACCAAUGUAAGGAGAAAUUCAGACACACUCUGUUAUUAUGAGUAUACUUCUACAAUGUUCAGAGAAGGACUUUUCAAGCCUGUUAUUUUUAAUAAAUGGUUGAUGUAGAAAUGUAUUUAGACAUGUUGUAAACCACGUACACAAUGCUCCUUUUGUAAAAAUAUAUGCUAUUAUUAAAGUUUCUCUAAUAAUGCA
Eleginops maclovinus (Patagonian blennie) is the source of this 2131-nucleotide messenger RNA. RefSeq lists its product as uncharacterized. The transcript has 2 exons. The coding region runs from base 274 to 537 and encodes 87 amino acids. The record is from RefSeq and is a predicted model, not a curated record. NCBI's taxonomy places the organism in Eukaryota, Metazoa, Chordata, Actinopteri, Perciformes, Eleginopidae.